UGGAGUGGCAAUUGGGGUGAUGUUAAAGUAUGCGUUGUUUUGAAAUAGACUGAUACCCAUGGUCCUGGGCAUCAAUUAGAUGAUUCUUGUCCUUGAUAAGUCCGGACGCCAGGUGUCUCUUGUCUCCCGCGAACUGUAAAUGGAAACGCGUUUGACAUUGUAGGAUUUCUUCCCAGGCCGACAUAAGAUCUACAAGUUAAAACUAACGUUACAAGCCAUCCGGCUUUUGAGUUGUUGUUAUUGCCUGUAACUUCAGAUCCAGACAGUCAACGUGAAAAGUGCAGAAUGACAACCAACGAUGCCCAUAGACUUGCCCUCCAGUCCUUCCUCUCUCGGGGUGUCAUGUCCAUCACUGAGGUCAAAGAACUACACAAGACUGCUUGCGAGACAUUCAAUGUGCACUUUGAAAACACCAUGGAAUGCCUGCAGAGUUUCUUAGAGAAGAUCAAUGAGAACAUCAGCAGUGUUGGCAUGGAGAUCCGAUCCAAGAAGGAUGAGGAAAAGGGCAAGCUUAUGUUUGCUCUUGUCAGGACGACGGAGUCUGAGUUGGGCAGGCUGUCCUCGGACUAUCAGAAAAACGAUCUUGAGCUUUUCAAGAAAAUUCUGGAUUUAAUUGUUGAGUCCGAGUCUGGCAGUGCAUCUUCUACAGAUGUCUUGAACCUGACUAGUCAUCUUAAAGAGAAGAUGUCAAAACAAGAAGCACAGAAAAUCCUGAGCAGACUUAUCAAAGAAAAAUGGCUGACAGAGAGUCAGGGUGAGAUUUCGUUAUCACCAAGAUCAAUGAUGGAACUUGAGCACUACUUGGCCGAUGUCUAUGAGGAGGAUGUUAGAUAUUGCCACCUGUGUAAAGAAAUAGCUCUAAAGGGUGAGUUAUGCUCCUGUGGGCUGAAGCUGCACAGUUUCUGCGCUGCUCGUCUCUUUCGGGGGAAAAGUGACUUCAGAUGCCCUGGCUGUGAAGAAGUCUGGGAUUAUGACAUUCCUUUGGAUGAAAGAGCUUCCAACAGUGCAACUAGUAAGGACACAGUGACAGGACGCAAGAGAAAAGAACGGCUGUGAAUCAAACUGUUAACAUCACGCUACAACUCACAUCAUUUACCUGACACAUCAUUGAAUACCAAGAGAUGCCACUACUGGGCAAAUCUCUGAUAUAAGCAGCCCCUUGGGAUUGUAGUAUCAGGACAAAUAUUAAGAUGCACUGUCGUUUUGUCAGGUAGGCAGGGACAGUGCAUGACAUUUGAUAUGUGACAUCAUGUGUCAUGCUCCUUGUGGACUCACAGUGCUGCAGUGACAGUCUGGGACAGUGUCUUACUAGCAAAAUCUGAGCUACAAAUGUAUGUCAAAAACGAGCAUUCUUUCAGAUUUCUCCAUUUCUAUUGGUUAACGAAAACAUCUCACAACUCCUUUGUGAUCAAUUUACCAGGUCAUUGGUCUCUGCAGAAGUUUGCAGUUUGAAUAUACAUCCUCAUGUAAGCUGGGGUUUAGUCACUUAGGGUUUUUAUUGAUGUAGGGUCGAGUUUGUAAAGAAAUUUUCAGAAUUCCUGCUUUGGUUAACUAUAAAGUUUUUCUUUAAUGCCUGCAUAAUUUACAUCACUUCAGGGCUUUUGCAAAAGUCACUUUACAAUUUAAACCUCUUAAAAUGAGAUUUGGUCCUCUUUGUGAGUGGAUAGUCAGUUUAAUGGAUUGGCCAAGCUCAUUCUGGCCUUCUCUGGACACCAGACCAUGACAUCAAGAAAAUGACGCCUUAAGUUUAAACAAUCUAGAAAGUUUCAAAAUACAAGUAUUUUUAUGAGGCAUACAUAUAGUACCAUUUAUUUUCCAACAGUAUUUUCUCUAAGCAUUCCAACAAAAGUGCUUUGAACAAAUAAAUUGUAAAAAGCAAAAUACAAAUCGAGCUACCUUUCACUCCAACAAGUAACGUCUCAAAAUAUGUGAAACAUUUUUCCCUUUUUGAGUUAGUUACAACAAAGCUUUCCUGUGAACACAACAAACCUUAAACCAAUUUUUCUUCUUCGGAUGUCAAAUGCAGGAACUUGAAAUUUGUAAAUUCUAAAGACAAAAUGAUGUUUUGAAAGCAAUUACAUGUAUAUCCUAAUUAAAAGAAGAAAAAUUUCAGAGCUCUGCUUUAUGGAAUAAGUAUUGAAACAUACAUGUACAUCUAUUCUAAGACCCAUUUCAAAUGUCGUGCUUAUGUCGUGUCAAAUAAAAUUCCAUUGAGCAUGAAAUGAGCAUGGCGUAA
Molecule: messenger RNA, 2236 nt
Organism: Acanthaster planci (crown-of-thorns starfish)
Lineage: Eukaryota; Metazoa; Echinodermata; Asteroidea; Valvatida; Acanthasteridae
Gene: nsmce1
Product: NSE1 homolog, SMC5-SMC6 complex component
Biological process (GO): double-strand break repair via homologous recombination
Cellular component (GO): Smc5-Smc6 complex; nucleus
Molecular function (GO): ubiquitin-protein transferase activity
Source: RefSeq, a predicted model, not a curated record